This is a messenger RNA of Vidua macroura (Pin-tailed whydah), 2051 nucleotides long. RefSeq names its product purinergic receptor P2X 4 (gene P2RX4). The record is from RefSeq and is a predicted model, not a curated record. The transcript is spliced from 11 exons. Lineage: Eukaryota; Metazoa; Chordata; Aves; Passeriformes; Viduidae. Gene Ontology annotation, cellular component: nuclear inner membrane; plasma membrane. Bases 1 to 1902 code for a protein of 633 amino acids. Gene Ontology annotation, biological process: monoatomic cation transmembrane transport; response to ATP. Gene Ontology annotation, molecular function: extracellularly ATP-gated monoatomic cation channel activity; ATP binding; purinergic nucleotide receptor activity.
AUGCCGGGGGAGCGCCGGGAUCGGGGCCCGGGCCGGGCCCUGGCGGGGCUGCGGGAUCGGGGCCCGGGCCGGGCCCUGGCGGGGCUGCGGGAUCGGGGCCCGGGCCGGGCCCUGGCGGGGCUGCGGGAUCGGGGCCCGGGCCGGGCCCUGGCGGGGCUGCGGGAUCGGGGCCCGGGCCGGGCCCUGGCGGGGAGGCCUCGACCGGAGCCUCGCGCGCGCCGUUACCGCGGGGACGGUUGCCGGGAUACGGGCGUGGCGUCACUUCCGGCGUUACCGCCGAGCGGCGCGAACCGGGCCGGGGCCGGGCGUGAGGGGGUGUGGUCUGGCAUGGAGGGGGCGUGGUCAUGGGUGGCGGGGCGGUGCCGAGCCGUGAGGGGGCGCGGCCGAACUGUGAGGGGACCGGCACCGGCACCGGGACAGCGACCGGCACCGGGACAGCGACCGGCACCGGGACAGCGACCGGCACCGGGCUCCUCUGGCGGAUCGUGGAUCGCUGCCCUCACAACGGCUGCGGCAGCGCGGAGCCCGCCGCCCUGGGAGCCCUCCCGGUGUCCCCACAGCACGCCCCGCUACUGCUGUGCAGAUGCUGCCGAGCAAAGUUGUGACAGAGCUCGACCACAGAGAGCAGCAAAUCCGAGUGGGACGAAACCUGAGCAAAUGAGAAUCCUGCUGCCGUCGAAGAGAGAUCACCUUAUAUGGGAACACCACAGACAGGAGCAUGAACGCGUCCGGCCGGGCUGCCGAGACUCUGAGCCUGGGAUUUACAGGUCGGACCCUGAGAGCUCUGCACGUCCGCAGCCCCACCUCCUGUGUGUGCAGUGUCAGUGGUGGCCUCACACCUCUCCCUGCCCCCUGGACCAGAUGCACACAGUUGGCUCAGAACACACUGAGCAGCUGCAGCUUUGUGUGACUCUGUGCAGCAGGAGAGGCACAGCCAAGUUGUCUAGCCACUUCUCACAGACUCUGACAGGAGAGGAUGAUGUUAACAGCUCAGGUGAGAACACUGUGUUUGUCAUGACCAAUGUGAUACUGACACUGAACCAGAGCCAAGGCCGCUGCCCAGAGCUCCCAGACGAUCAAACAAAGUGUGAGGUGAAGAACAAAUGUAUUCCAGGAUAUGUCAGCACCCACAGCAGUGGCAUCCAGACUGGGGAGUGUGUUCCAUACAACAACAGCAUUAAGACCUGUGAAGUCUUUGCAUGGUGCCCCGUGGAGGAUGACUAUCGCAUACCCAAGCCAGCAUUCCUGCGAGAAGCUGAGAACUUCACCCUUCUGGUGAAGAACAACAUUUGGUACCGCAAGUUCAACUUCAGCAAGCGAAACAUCCUCCCCACUAUCAACUCCACCUACCUCAAGAACUGCAUCUAUGAUGCCCAGACUGAUCCCUUCUGCCCUAUCUUCCGUUUAGGGAAAAUAGUUGAAGCUGCAGGGCAGGACUUCCAGGAAAUGGCUGUGGAGGGUGGAGUCAUGGCACUGCAGAUCAACUGGGAUUGCAACCUGGACAGAGCUGCUUCCCACUGUGUGCCAAAAUAUUCCUUCCGGCGCCUCGACAACAAGGACUCUGCCCACACCGUCUCACCCGGCUACAACUUCAGUCAACCACGUGGCAGAGUAAGUCUGAUCUCACUUAUUUGUUCUCAUCCCUUUUCCCUGUCUUUUGCCUGCUGUCACCCAGUGUGGGACACGGAGCAGCCUUUGUGCUCCCGGCCCUGCCCUCUCGCGGCUGCCUGGUCCCCUGCAGCCCUUGCCUGCCUCUCUCGUGUAGCUGACUUUCUUCCUGUUAGUCCUUCUGCUCCCCUGCUAAAGCUGCUUUCUCCCCUUCCUAUGCCUUGCAAAUUUCCUCAUUUUAUGGUGCUCACUGUUGUCUUGAAUUCACCUGCUUUGGGCUUUCCUCCUAUGUGAGUUUGCCAGCAUGAAAUUUCCAUCACUCAGGGCUUGUGUCUGGAAGUACCAAUGUUCAGCCCAUUCACUUGGGAUGGGGAACACACCUGGAUGUUGCAUGAUCACAUAAGCAACCUCAAAAUUUCCAGUUAAGCUCUGACCUAUAUUUU